This is a messenger RNA of Triplophysa dalaica, 1355 nucleotides long. RefSeq names its product cysteine dioxygenase, type I (gene cdo1). The transcript is spliced from 5 exons. Gene Ontology annotation, biological process: L-cysteine catabolic process. Lineage: Eukaryota; Metazoa; Chordata; Actinopteri; Cypriniformes; Nemacheilidae. The coding region runs from base 36 to 641 and encodes 201 amino acids. Gene Ontology annotation, molecular function: cysteine dioxygenase activity; ferrous iron binding. The record is from RefSeq and is a predicted model, not a curated record.
UGAGACAGACUGAAACAUCAGCACAACAAAAGAAGAUGGAGCAAACCGAAGUCAUCAAACCAGAAACUUUGGAUGAUUUGAUAAAAACUCUCCACAAGAUUUUUGAAAGUGACUGCAUUAAUGUGGAGGAGGUGCAGAGCAUCAUGGAAGCCUAUGAAAGUAACCCACACGAAUGGAUGAAAUUCGCCAAAUUUGACCAGUACAGGUACACCCGGAAUCUUGUUGAUGAGGGAAAUGACAAAUUCAACCUCAUGAUUUUAUGUUGGGGUGAAGGACAUGGCAGCAGCAUCCACGACCACACAGACUCCCACUGUUUCCUGAAACUUCUUCAGGGACAACUGAAAGAAACUUUAUUUGAGUGGCCUGAUCAAAAACUGCAGGGCGGUAUGGUCCAGAAAACUCAGCAGAUCUUGCUGGAAAACCAGUGUGCAUACAUUAAUGACUCCAUCGGUCUUCAUCGGGUGGAAAACGUCAGUCACACGGAAUGUGCAGUUAGUUUACAUCUGUACAGCCCCCCCUUUCAGACGUGCCAGACGUUCGACCAGAGAACAGGACACAAAAACAGCGUCAAAAUGACUUUCUGGAGUAAAUUCGGAGAGAGGACACCAUAUGAAACGACCAUUUCACAAGAAAACAACUGAGACGACGUUCCACCGAGCUCACAGGCGACAUUGACUUUUUUAUAGCAAAAAAUUGAAGCGGCUGCAGCAUUUAAACCAUGAUUCAACACUUUAAGAGAUUUGCAGAGGAUGAUGGGAAAAGAGUGGUAUUGGUAAUGAGAGAUGUUUAAUCGUGGCCUAGAUUCACAUUUCCAAACGCUGCUGAAGUAUGAAUAGCUGCAUUAGUGAAGCCGUGAAUCUCUUCUUUGUCCGUGGCUUUCAUUCCUGUGUGUAUGUGACCUGCCAGUAAUUCCUCUAUUGUACUGUUACGGAUGAGAGCUGUUUGAUCGAAGUGUGUCAUUUAUGAGAAGAAACCGUUAGUCUUUUAUUCGAGCCAAAUGGAAAUAAUACCAUCAGUGUAAUGCAGCACUUUCUACUGAUUUCUGUUUCAAGUGUGUUCAGAUGUCCACCUGAUGAACAUUCAGUUAUAAUCAUGAAUCCUGGUGCCAGUAAUUGACAGAAAAGCAUACAAAUUGGGCCUUGUUGUCUUUUAUUUAGAAUCAAAUUGAUUCUUAGAUGGAAAGUUAUUUUUUAUUAAUGCUGACGUAAAUCAAGUGCUUAACCUGCAUGAGUAUUUCAAAUAUUUGACCGAUUUUUGUGUAUUGUCAUCGUCACAAAUCUUGCCUGCUAGAAGUAUAAUUUCUGUAAAAUAGCUCUUUUUGACUAAUGCAUUAAUAAAGUGUGUUAAUAAUUUUG